Messenger RNA from Ectocarpus siliculosus, 2565 nucleotides. NCBI's taxonomy places the organism in Eukaryota, Phaeophyceae, Ectocarpales, Ectocarpaceae. The record is from the annotation of a GenBank genome assembly.
GCACGGCAGAGAGCGAGAGGGAGAGAGCGUCACAGAAGCUAUUCGUACUCGUCUAGAGCCGUCGCAUUACCCGCAGACUAAAUAGGGGCGAAUCGAGACUAGCUGGAACCUUUGCGGCGCCAUGUCGUACAUGAACCAACCGGGGAUCAUCCUCCUUCGAGAGGGGACUGAUUCUAGCCAGGGCAAGGCUCAGCUGGUGUCCAACAUCAACGCCUGCCAGGCGGUGAUGGACACGGUGAGGUCCACCCUGGGUCCCCGCGGAAUGGACAAGCUAAUCUUCGACGGCCAGAAGGUGACCAUCUCCAACGACGGUGCUACGAUCAUGAAGCUGCUGGACAUCGCACACCCCGCGGCGAAGACUCUGGUGGACAUCUCCAUGUCCCAGGACGCGGAGGUGGGUGACGGGACGACUUCGGUGGUGCUGCUAGCGGGAGAGAUUCUCAAGCACGUCAAGGGCUUCGUCGAAGACGGGCUACACCCCCAGGUCAUCUGCCGCGGGCUGCGGAAAGCGUGCGAGGUAGCCGUCGGCAGGCUGGACGCCGUGUCGGUCAAGCCCACGGACGACGCGCAGGCUAAGGACGUGCUGAUCAGGUGUGCGGGUACGGCUCUGAACUCGAAGCUCAUCUCCUCGCAGAAGGACCUGUUCGCACCUAUGGUGGUCGAGGCUGUCUCCAACCUGGACCAGCAGCUGUUGGACCUUAGCCUCAUCGGCGUGAAGAAGGUCGGCGGCGGCAGCGUAACCGACAGUUUCCUGGUGAAGGGGGUCGCGUUCAAGAAGACCUUCAGCUACGCCGGCUUUGAGCAGCAGCCCAAGAGCUUUGACAACCCGGGCGUGUUGCUGCUUAACGUCGAGCUCGAGCUCAAGAGCGAGAAGGAAUCGGCGGAGGUGCGCAUCUCCGAUCCAGACAUGUACCAGGAGAUUGUGGAUGCAGAAUGGAACAUCAUCUACGACAAACUCGAGAAGUGCGUGGCGAGCGGGGCGAAGAUCAUCCUCUCCAAGCUACCGGUGGGAGACUUGGCCACGCAGUUCUUCGCGGACCGCAACCUGUUCUGUGCCGGCCGCGUGGCGCAGGACGACAUGGAGAGGGUGGCUAAGGCAACGGGAGGAAAGGUGCAGACGUCCAUCCACGGGAUCACGGCCGAUGUGGUUGGACACUGCGAGAGGUUCGAGGAGACGCAGCUAGGAAACGAACGGUGGAACCUGUUCACCGGCUGCCCCGAGGCGCGAACGGCAACCAUAGUCCUCAGGGGUGGCUCGGAGCAGUUCAUGGAGGAGUCUCACAGAAGCAUCCACGACUCGCUCAUGAUCGUCAAGCGCUGCCUCAAGAACCGCGAGGUCGUGGCCGGAGGGGGUGCCAUCGAGAUGGAGCUUUCCAAGGCUCUCCGCGACCACUCCAAGACCAUCAAGGGGAAGCAGCAGCUAAUCAUGAGCUCUUACGCGAAGGCGUUGGAGAUCAUCCCCAGGCAGCUGGCGGACAAUGCCGGGUUUGACGCGACGGACUUGUUGAACCGUCUCCGACAGAAGCACGCCAGGGGUGGCGACGCGGGCAAGUGGUUCGGAGUCGACGUCGACACGGAGGGUGUGUGCGACACCUUCGAGUCUGGCGUGUGGGAGCCGACGAUCAACAAGCGAAACUCGCUGCGGUCGGCAACGGAGGCCGCUUGCCUUAUCCUGUCCAUCGACGAAACCGUCAAGAACCCUCAGAGCGAAAAGCAGGGGGCUCCGAGCCAGGGCGUUGGGCUGGGCCGGGGAGGCCCGAUCAGCGCAGGGAUGGGGGGACAGGGGAUGGCGGGAAUGAUGGGAGGUGGGGGGCGCGGGCAGAGGCCCGGAGUAAAGAUGAUGAAGGGCAGGGGAGGCGCGUAACUGGCGUGCUUCCCUAGAAGCAGCAGGGAGGGCGAUCAUGUAGUCUCUCGUUUGGGGUGGCGGCGGCACACGGUGGUAACGACGGCAGAGUCGGGGAAGUAUUGGGGCGUAGACUUGAAACCUCCGCGUUUCUUUCACUACUUCAGGGGUAUUCGUUGUUGAAGGCGGUUCGGACUAUAGUUUUAACGGCCUGGGGUGGACUUCGGUCGAUCAUCGCGUCACCGUUUUCGUUUGGGCUUAAUGUUGGGUAUCACGGCCCUUUUUUUCGGUGUACGUUUCUUUCGUGUUUUGGGCUUCAGGCACCUCUUGAGUGUGUGGGCUAAGAGUUCACUCAUUUCUUGACGUCUUUUUCCUUGAGGCAAUACUGCUGCGGACCACCCUCAACGGGUACCAGGCUGAGUGGUGUAAGUUGGCGUCGGACAGCGCGGUUGGAAUUGUUGGUGGCGCUCGUGCCUUCCUGCAAGCAAUCUUGGGUCAAGUCGGCGGGAAAAGAAGCGAACAGCGCAACUCGCUUUCAUUGAAUCGACCGCACCGACGGUGAGAAUGAAGUUCGACUUCGCAUUUGCCGGUGGUGUGGAGGAAGAACACAAGGCCAUUUUCUGUCGUUCUUGAAUGGUAAACAUCAUGUAUCUAUACCCGCAGAUAGUUUCCAGCGGCGUUGCAUCUGUACCUACGCAAGCUAAUCGACAGAUUUUCGAUUG